Molecule: messenger RNA, 3183 nt
Organism: Oncorhynchus tshawytscha (Chinook salmon)
Lineage: Eukaryota; Metazoa; Chordata; Actinopteri; Salmoniformes; Salmonidae
Product: forkhead box protein N1-like
Biological process (GO): regulation of transcription by RNA polymerase II
Molecular function (GO): transcription cis-regulatory region binding; DNA-binding transcription factor activity, RNA polymerase II-specific
Source: RefSeq, a predicted model, not a curated record
AGGGCCAGACAGAAAGAGAGAAAAAGAGAGAGAGAGUGAAAGAAGAGAGAGAAUGAGCAUGAGAUUAAUGCUCUGAAGGCUGGAACCAGCCCUUCAGCUCUUCUUCCCACUACCACACUCUUCUUAGUCAAUAUAUCUUCAACAGUAUUCUUCAAAAGAAGAAUCGCUCUGUUGGAAAGUGUUCCAGGUGUUUAGGCUAAACCAUGUGCAUUAUGUGAAUCUGAUCAAUUCUUCUUCUUCCCCAGACUGGACUGGAAUGAUUGAUUGUCACCACGAGAUUCAAAUAAGAUACUGUGGCCUACUGGCAGAACAAGAUUGUUGUCGAAUCACGGAGGAUUUCUUUCUAGGCACACCAUCAUGUCUACAGACUCUCCCAGCUCCACAUUUACCCCCAGUGCCAACAGGUUCCUGACAAUGACACCAGCCCCUCAGACCUCCUCCCUACGCACCUCUGAUCCUCCAGGGUCCUCCUUCCAGCAGAUGGCGCACUCACUGUGUGAGGAGAGCAGUUCUGUGUCAUUUACCACUGCUCAGCGUGAGAGAGAGAGUGCCACCUACAGACAGAGAAAUGCCGUUGCAGAGAGCUGCAGGAGACACAGCGUUGAUGGAGCCAUGGUGGGACAGAGUCAAAGGUCAAACUUAGGGUCAGGAACGGCUGACCGCUUCCACCCCUACCGACAUCAGUUCAGCGAUGAUGGGGUUGGCACCGGUUGCCUGGCCCCUGGUGCCCCUGGGUCUCGUACCUUCGUCUGUCUCAGAGAGGUAGAGGCUCUAGAUAGCUUCGCUGCCACACGCACAUCUACCAGUGAGGAACAGACAUCCUGGGAUCCAUACAACGGGAGUUUCCAGGCUUCCAGACUGAUGCAGGGCUCCCAGCGCUCUUACACAGAACCACAGGAUGCACCUGAGGAACCUUCCUGCUUCCUGUCCCAAGGCCACGCCUCCUACAGCCCCCUAGCCCCGCUACCGCAGUUCUCACCAGGUAUGUAUUCUACCAGUGGACAAUCCAAAAGUUCUCAGUACUCUCUCCAGUGCCUCUCCACUCCAACCCAUCAGGACAGUAGCAUGCAGUCCCUCUUCCCCAAGCCCAUCUACUCAUACAGCAUCCUGAUCUUCAUGGCUCUGAGGAACAGUAAAACAGGGAGUCUCCCGGUUAGUGAGAUCUACAGGUUCAUGACUGAACACUUCCCCUACUUCAAGACGGCUCCAGAUGGAUGGAAGAACUCGGUCCGCCACAACCUGUCUCUGAAUAAGUGCUUUGAGAAGGUGGAGAAUAAGAUUGGCAACUCUUCCCGUAAGGGCUGCCUGUGGGCCCUCAACCCAGCCAAGAUAGAGAAGAUGCAGGAGGAGCUACACAAGUGGCGCCGCAAAGACCCCCUCACUGUCCGCAAGAGCAUGGCCAGGCCAGAGGACCUGGAUCGCCUGUUGGGGGAAAGACCAGAGAAGCUGAAAUCUUUACCUUCUUACCACAACCAGAUCCCUCCCUUCCUCCUUCACAUCCCAUCCUCCAGAGCCCUGUCAUCCUCUUCGACGUCCCCUCUACCCCACGUCCCCCCUCCCUCCCUGACAGUCCAACAGCACCCCCGUUACCUGCCCCCCACCACCCCCCAACCCUUCUCCUUCUACUCCCCCUGCAGACAGCAGCCUCUAUCGGGAAUCCCCCCCAAUGUGGGUACCCUGGGUUCCCCUCUGGCGGGGCAGACACCCGCCACCUGUAGCGCCACCAUACAGGCAGAGUAUGAUGUUGGGCCCAGGAGCAUACAAGAGCUACAGCUAGAUGAAGAUGCUAGUAAUGAUAUCGACACGCUCAACCCCAGCUUGACUGACCUGCAGCUCCAUGGUUACUUGUGGGACGAGCUGAGAGAGGACAGCCUGGCUCCUGAUUCGCUGGUGCUAAUCAGUCCCUCCCUGUCCCCCUCCUCUUCCCAGCCAACACACCUCCUCCUGGGGUCCAGUCUGAGGAGCACCGGUCCUGUCAACCAGACAUCAGAGUGGAUCUCCGACGGGCUGGGGAAGGAAGAUGAGGAGGAGAUGGGAGGAGGAUGUGGAGGUCCAUCAGACCUCCAUAUUAAUGGACAGUACCACACAGCCUACCCAGGUGUGGAGAGCUUGGCUAGUUACCUCACUUCUAUGGGGAACACCCCCAUACCUUUGCUUUGAAGCCCAGGAAUAGGGCUCCCUUCGUGGAAUAGCUCACAAAGACCUUCCCCCUGGACCUCAAGACUGUGGUUGUGAAGGUCAAGACUUAUCACAAAGGGCUCAGUUUGAAGGUGAAUGUAGCAAUGAUCACAAUCAAAUGUCAUAUUUUGCUUUGCUUUAAACAUGCAGAGCACGUUGACUCAAUUUGUCGACAAUGAGUCUGAAGAGAAUGGGGGAGCCUGGGUUCAGAUUUUAUCAUAACCGUGUUAACAAUAUGUUUUUAUUCAUAACAAUGACUUUGGCUGGGUCAAAGUCAAGACUUGACGAAUGAGAAUGAAUGUAUCCAAAAGCUCAUGACACACCUGACUGUUCAGUGUUUAGGAGUAGAGUGCAGCAUGAUCUAACUCCACACUAGAUGGCAACAGAGAGCUGUAGUUACUGGGAACUUUAAAGUUGUAGACAGAAAUACAGCACUGAUGACAUUUUUUCCGUAUUCUACACUACAGAGAAUCAUAUUCAUGUUCUACACAAUACAUUUCUAUGUUGAGCAUUCUGUGAAGUCCCAUUCUCCUGAAUAAGCCCCCUGGUGUGAUAUGUUCCCACUAUUGCAAUUAGCAUUUUAUACAGCUUAUGGUGACAGGAGAUGAUUCAAGCCAGUUGUUUUUUAGCUCAAAGCUAAUGAAUACAAUUACAAAAUGUGUCUCAGCAUAAUUUCUUAUACGAUACAGGGAACAUACUCCCUGUUUACUCAAUUCAUUUUGCUUUCUAGAAAUAGUUUUCAAAGCUUUAUAGCUAAAUUACCAUUGAGGAUGGAAGUCUAUCAAGGCAGAGCCAGACGACUGUUCUCAGGCCUUUAUCUGGUUCCUGCAGGCACUAUCUCAUAAUAAAAAUGACAUCACCUUAGCAGACACAUUUUUCGAGAGUGUAUUUUAGUCAAAGCAUGUGUGAAAAGACCCUUUUUCUUGGAUGACUUGACUGAGUAUAUAGUAAACUGUUUUUGAUUUAUAGCGCUUGAAUUCAUUCAUUAAAUUAUAUUCUAGUCUA